CUUUUAGUGUUGACAAGUUGGGAGACUGCUGUUGAAAAACGAAGGACUAUGGAAAGUAAACGGCCAAGGAUGGAGGCUGAUGGCUCUGAAAGCAGCUCUCACUCCUCUACACCCUCCAGGAAGAGUGAUGAGUAUUUGGGUCAAGGAGAAACCUUCACACGAGGAGAUUCUUCUGCUGGACAAUGGACACCAGAGGAGGCAGAGAUCCAUGAGAAACUCAAAUCCACUCUGAAGAGCAAGUUUGAGCAGCUGGUUGAGGGAUUACCCAAUCAGGGAGACCCCAGACUCCUCCAAGAGAUCUACACAGACCUCUACGUUACAGGGGGGGGAGGAGGAGGGGUCAAUUAUGAACAUGAGGUCAGACAGAUAGAGAGGGAAUGUGACAUGUCUGAUGACUCUGAUGAUGACUCUGAUGAUGACUCUGAUGGAGGAGGAGGGAUCAAUUAUGAGCAUGAGAUCAGACAGAUAGAGAGGGCAUCCUGGAGAAGAGUAGCACAGGACAGACCAAUCAAAUGCAGUGACAUCUUUAAACCCAGAGGAGAAGCAGCACAAGAUGGACCAGUUAGGAGCAUCAAUCCCCUAUCUGUAAAGCACAAACCCAUCAGAACAGUGCUGACAAAGGGAGUGGCCGGCAUUGGAAAAACAGUCUCUGUGCAGAAGUUCAUUCUGGACUGGGCUGAAGGAACAGCCAAUCAGGAUGUCCACUUUAUAUUUCCGCUUCCUUUCCGAGAGCUAAACUUGAUGAAGGAGAAGCAACUCAGUCUGGUGGAGCUCAUUCAAGUUUUUUUCCCAGAAGUAAAAGACCCAAGAGUCUUCACCAGUUCACAGCAUAGAAUCGUGUUCAUCUUUGAUGGUCUGGAUGAGUGUCGACUUCCUCUAGAUUUCCUCUCCAACCCGAGGUGUUAUGAUGUGACAGAGUCAGCCUCAGUGGAUGUGUUGCUGACAAACCUCAUCAAGGGGGAUCUGCUUCCCUUUGCUCUCCUCUGGAUCACCACCCGACCAGCAGCAGCCAAUCAGAUCCCUCUUGAGUAUGUGAAUCAGUUGACAGAAAUAAGGGGAUUCAAUGACCCACAGAAAGAUGAGUACUUCAGGAAGAGAAUCAGCGAUGAGAACCUUGCCAGCAGAACAGUCACACACCUGAAGUCAUCCAGGAGCCUCUACAUCAUGUGCCACAUUCCAGUCUUCUGCUGGAUUACAGCAACUGUUGUAGAGAGAACAUCAGAAUCAGAGAGAGUAAACAUGCCACAGACUCUCACUCAAAUGUACACACACUUCCUGAUAGUUCAGACAAGCAUCAAACAGAAGUACACAGAGAGAAAAGAGACAGAUGAAGAGGUGAUUUUCCAAUUGGGGAAACUGGCUUUCCAACAGCUGGAGAAGGGCAAUCUGAUCUUCUAUGAGGAGGACCUGAGAGAGUGUGGCAUUGACGUCACAGAAGCAUCAGUGUACUCAGGAGUGUGUACCCAGAUCUUCAGAGAGGAGGCUGGGCUGUGCCACGGGAGGGUGUUCAGCUUCGUGCAUCUGAGCAUCCAGGAGUUUCUUGCAGCUCUGUAUGUGCUCCUCUGCUUCAGCAACAGACAGAAAAACAUGUCUGACCAACAGCAAACCUCUCAGCUCUCUGCUCUGUUCAGAGCUGAAACACUUCUUGAUCUACACAAGACUGCAGUGGACCUGGCCUUACAGAGUAAGAAAGGAAACCUGGACCUUUUCCUCCGCUUCCUUCUUGGUCUCUCACUGGAGUCCAAUCAGAAUCUCUUAAAACACCUACUGCUGCAGAGCAGUAGCCAAUCAGAUAGCUCAGAACAAACAGUCCAAUAUAUUAAACAGAAGAUCAGAGAUCAACAUGAUUCAAACAGAAGGAUUAACCUGUUCUACUGUCUGAAUGAGCUGAAUUACCAUGCUGUAGUGGAGCUCAUUGACAAGAGCUCAGGAACUCUGUCUGUAGUCAUGCUCUUACCAGGAGAGUGGAAGACUAAGACAUUUAAGUUUAAGAUGUCAGAAGAGCUACUGGCUGAGUUUGACCUGCAGAGGUACAUAAUGACACCAGAGGAAGAUCAGACUGAACUCCUCAGUCCAGAUGAAGUUCUCCAGAAGCUGCUGCCAGUGGUCACAACAUCCACAUCAGCUGUGCUGGUUAGCUGUAAUCUGACAGAGAAGAGCUGCUCCUAUCUGGCCUCUGCUCUCACAUCACUCUCCUCAACACUCAGACUGCUGGACCUGAGUAGUAAUAAUGACCUGCAGGACUCAGGAGUGGAACUUUUAUGUUCUGCUCUUUCUCAUCAGAACUGCAAACUGGAGGAACUACGGCUGCAUGGCUGUAGCCUGACAGAGAAGAGCUGCUCCUAUCUGGCCUCUGCUCUCACAUCACUCUCCUCAACACUCAGACUGCUGGACCUGAGUGGGAAUGACCUGCAGGACUCAGGAGUGGAACUUUUAUGUUCUGCUCUUUCUCAUCAGAACUGCAAACUGGAGGAACUACGGCUGCAGGACUGUUGGCUGACAGAGAAGAGCUGCUCCUAUCUGGCCUCUGCUCUCACAUCACUCUCCUCAACACUCAGACUGCUGGACCUGAGUAAGAAUGACCUGCAGGACUCAGGAGUGGAACUUUUAUGUUCUGCUCUUUCUCAUCAGAACUGCAAACUGGAGGAACUACAGCUGCAGGACUGUAAGCUGACAGAGAAGAGCUGCUCCUAUCUGGCCUCUGCUCUCACAUCACUCUCCUCAACACUCAGACUGCUGGACCUGAGUCUUAAUCCCCUGCAGGACUCAGGAGUGGAACUUUUAUGUUCUGCUCUUUCUCAUCAGAACUGCAAACUGGAGGAACUACAGCUGCAGGACUGUUGGCUGACAGAGAAGAGCUGCUCCUAUCUAGCCUCUGCUCUCACAUCACUCUCCUCAACACUCAGACUGCUGGACCUGAGUAGUAAUUAUGGCCUGCAGGACUCAGGAGUGGAACUUUUAUGUUCUGCUCUUUCUCAUCAGAACUGCAAACUGGAGGAACUACGAGUGGGUGAUCAGCCUAAUGUGCGCACCAUCAGAAAGGAGCGUCCAGCAGCAGCAGCGGCAGCAGCAGCAGCCUCCACUAGCAGCUCCCACUCCUCAGAUGCUGCAGAGCUGCACCUCAGAGACAAAGCACAGCAGCACCCAGGAGCACAGCUGCUCUCUCUGGACACUCACAAGGAGGAUCACCACAUUGAUGCCCCACAGAGGAGCUGUGAGUCCUGUGCUGAAGUUCCAGACUCCAGCCACUGGGUCCUGGUGAAGCCUGAAGUCUCCACAGAGGAGAGCGUCUCCACCUACAGCUUGAGUUCUCCUGCAGGGAGCUACCAGUGCUCAGAGUCUGGUCUGCGCUGGACGUGUGCUGGUCCAGUCACCCUGCAGUACCACUUCACAGACUGGCAUGUCUUCUCUGAGGAGCUGGCCCACAUGCAGUCCAGACCAGCUGGUCCUCUGAUGGACAUCAGGCUCAUGUCAGGAGAGCUGGAGGAGAUCCAUCUGCCACAUUUCCUCUGUUUGGGGGGUUGUGAGGCGUCUGUGUGUGAUGCUGUGAGGGUCCUGCAUGGGCGGGACAGCGGAGUUUGUGUGGAGGAGUGUGAGCUGACCCGGCACCAUGCCAGACUUGUCCACCCAAACCUCUCUCCUCUUGGAGUUAUUUCCUUCUUCAGAUCUCUAUUCUCUCCCAAUACAGUCCACUCCAAAGAGAUGGUCCAUGCAAAAGUGCUGGUCUACCAGAGUAGCACACCGCCCCUGUCUUACCGCGCCUACCUCUUGCCUGAGGACGCCCAUCUGGAGCAGCUGGUGGAGAAAGAUGAGGAGAAAUUAAGAGGGGUUUGGAGGGACAAUCCCCAUCCUGUCAGACCUCUACAGAUGGAGGACUACUACAAUCUGAGGACUGACUGCUCCUCUGAGCUUUACCCAGAGGAGCUGAUGCUGAGGUACAGCAAGACCACCCCCAACUUCUAUAAGGCGGAGCUUCUUGAGGCUGAUGCGUCCUUCCACAUGGAGCUGUUCAGCUCUGCAGACAGCAAGUGUGUGUGGAGAGGGAAGUUCCAGUCAGGUGCUGAGAGUCCACCAGCAGAGGGCACCAGCACCCAACCAGCAGAGAGCAGGAGAGACACCAGCAGAGAGACCAGCGGAGCUGAGGGGGAGACCAGCUCAGAGUUCCAGUCAGGUGAUGAGAGUCUGGCCAGUCCACCAGCAGAGGGCACCAGCACCCAACCAGCAGAGAGCAGCAGAGACACCAGCAGAGAGACCAGCGGAGCUGAGGGGGAGACCAGCUCAGCGUCUGCACCUUCAAGGCAUCCCGAUCCAGGGCAGGAUUUCUUCUCCAAACACAAGGGGGCGCUGGAGACUCGUCUUCCUGUCCUCGCCUCCAUCCUGAUUCCACUCCAGCAGAGGGGGGUUCUGAAUGACCUGGAGCGUGAGCAAGUGGAGGACAAAUCCAAAUCCACCCGCACAGAACGGAACCAUCUUCUGCUCGCCAUGAUAGAGAGGAAAGGAGCCACAGCCCAACGGGUGUUCUACGAGGUUCUAAAGAAGGCAGAUCCUCAUCUGGUGAAGGACCUGAAAAACAAACACCUAAAUCUUACCAACAGAUAAUUCCCUAAACAGAAACUCUUUUGUCAUUCUCAGAGCACACAGCCUUUAAGGGUCCCCUGAUCCUGCCAAAUUCUGCUCCUGUUCACUAUAGAUAUUGUAGCGUCUCUGCCGGGUCCCUGCCAAAUACUGCUCCUAUUUAUCAUAGAUCUUGUAGCACCUUUGCAGGUGCUCUGCCAAAUACUGCUCCUCUUGGUGAUUUUCCCCACUCCCCUUAGCGUCCCCAGGCUGAAAACCAACCUUGCAACAUUGCAAGAGAAGAGAAGUUAGAAACAGGAAACUCGUUUUUAGUCGUGUUUCUCACCUUGGAACAUCCACAUUGUUCUGCUGAACUUAUGCUAACCGUUUCUCUAGCUUGUAAAGAAAUCCAUGUGCUUUUUUCAUUACAUUUUUUCACUGUUCAUAAGAAAUAGCAUGCACACUUCUCCAGCAGAGGGGGAACUAUAGCCAACCCUACCAAGGGGGCCUUAAAAGUAUCUUUCCCAGACAACUGAAGAUGUUCUAAAGAGCAUAUUCAUUUGGCUGGCACCACUAGCCUUGCUCACUACAGUAGUAGGGUACAACUGAGGACUAGGGGUAGUAAAUAACAAGGCAGUAACUCAUUCUACUACCAUUGAAUUAUUUGCCAAAUAUUUUGUUGAUUGGAUGAUUUACUGUUUGCUAAUUUGCGUUUGCCUUUGUUUGCUAAUGUACAUUUGCAAUUGUUUGCUAAUUCACGUUCGCCUGUUU
Molecule: messenger RNA, 5325 nt
Organism: Sardina pilchardus (European sardine)
Lineage: Eukaryota; Metazoa; Chordata; Actinopteri; Clupeiformes; Clupeidae
Product: NACHT, LRR and PYD domains-containing protein 12-like
Exons: 12
Coding region: 49-4599 (1516 amino acids)
Biological process (GO): regulation of apoptotic process; intracellular signal transduction
Molecular function (GO): protein binding
Source: RefSeq, a predicted model, not a curated record